AUGACAGCGACUACGGGAUCGGGCAAGCGGUGGGUGCCGUCCAAGCUGCGCCACGUGCACGAAGUGCCGUCGCAGGCGCUCAACUGGCGCCUCCUGCUCGCCGUGCUCUCCAUCGGCCUGCUCGGCGCCAGUCGAGGCAUGGACGAGGGCGUUAUCUCCGGAUCGAUCGGCACACCUGCGUUCGAACACGCAUUCAACGUCAAGAAGAAAUCCAACAAGGAGUCCAACAUUGUCGCCAUGGUGCAGCUCUUCUCGACGCUCGGGGCGCUGGUCGGAUAUGCGAUGUCGGACCGCUUCGGACGUGUGAUGGCCGGCAGGCUGAGCUGCACGCUCAUCAUUAUCGGGUCCUCCAUGUGGAUGGGCAGUGCCAACCGCAUCGCGCUGCUGUAUGUCGGGCGAAUGGUGACCGGCGUGGGUGUGGGUAUUUCCUCGGUCUGUUCUCCGGUCUUCCUGGUCGAGACGGCUCCGCGUCAGAUUCGUGGACUGUGCACGUCGGUGUACAGUGUGUCGAUCUACCUGGGCGCAAUGUUGGGGUACGCAGUGAACCUGGGCGCGAGCCGCUCGCAAGACAAGCGCAAGAACAUUGUCUGGCAGAUUGUCGUCAUCCUUCCCAUCGUCUGGCACUUUGUGCUUCUGAUCAGUACGUUCCUGAUCCACGAGUCGCCGCGCUGGCUGCUUGACCACGGGCACGUCGAAGCCGCCUCGCGCUCGCUCCGCUUCUACCGCAACCUGGACGAGAACCACCCUGCGAUGAUCGAAGAGACGCAGCUGAUGCGUGAUUCCAUUGCCGAGGAACACCAGCGCCAUGCGGAGCGUUUUGAGGCGCUGCCGGCCAAUUCGCUGCAGCGCCGCUCCAAGACGCUGCUCAAGCUUAAACUCGUGCUCACCAGUCGCAAGAACUUGCUCAAGGUCGGGCUGGGUGUCAUGAUCCAGGUGCUCGUGCAGUUUGGUGGGCCGGGCGCGAUUGCGACGUAUGCGAACCGCAUCAUGACGCUCGUGGGCGCAUCGGACAAGAACGGCUACGUCAUGUCGGUCGGCUUCGGCGCGACCAAGCUGGGCUGCGGCCUGCUAUCUUCGCUCCUGCUGAUCGACCUGUUGGGCCGCCGGAAGACGCUGCUGAUCGGUGUGGCGAUCCAGGGCCUGUCGAUGCUGUAUGUCUCGGUCUUCCUGGGACUCUACGUGCAGGGCCACCACACCAAGGGCGAAAAGCAUGCGGGGCAGGCGGCGCUUGCGGCCAUCUUCAUCUCCGGCGCGAGCUUUUCGGCGGGUGGCAAUCUGGCGCAGUACCUGGUGGGUACCGAGAUCUUCGAGAUGCACGUGCGCAGUCUGGCGAGCUCGCUGGUCAUGGCCAUGCACUACCUGCUGCAGUACAGCGCGACGCGUGCGCUGCAGCCCAUGCUCAACUCGCCCAUGGGCGGCGCGGGCACGUUUGCGUUCUAUGCCGCCGUGUCGCUCGUGCUGGCCCUGCCGUUCUAUGCAAUCUUCCUGCCCGAAACUGCAGGCCUGCCGCUCGAGCAGAUCGACCAGGUGUUCGAAAGACCCGCCUGGGCCAUGGGCCGCGCAACGAGGGCCCGCGACAUCUCGAUCGAGUCGGCCGACGGUGGCGACAACAAGUUGUCGACCCUGCCCAAGCUCGGCUCGCAAUCGUCGUCCGCUUCCUCGAACGGCCUGGACGACGACGACAAGAAGGAAGACCUCGAGCCCCAGCUCCGAGUCAAGACGAGUUCCUAG
Messenger RNA from Sporisorium graminicola, 1731 nucleotides. RefSeq lists its product as uncharacterized. The record is from RefSeq and is a predicted model, not a curated record. Gene Ontology annotation, molecular function: carbohydrate:proton symporter activity. Lineage: Eukaryota; Fungi; Basidiomycota; Ustilaginomycetes; Ustilaginales; Ustilaginaceae. Gene Ontology annotation, cellular component: membrane. Bases 1 to 1731 code for a protein of 576 amino acids. The transcript has 2 exons. Gene Ontology annotation, biological process: transmembrane transport; carbohydrate transport.